AGCGUUGUGGUUGCGCCUGCGCAGGACGGGAAAGCUACAGUCAUUUUGCUCUGGGAAGUUGACGAGACAGCAUCAUUUAAGCUUCAGUAUGCCGCCUAGGAAAAAACGAUGUUAACAAACUAGUGCUAAAGUAGCAGAUACGGUAGAUUUAGAGGGAAUGAAUAAGCCAGAGACGAUAGAAGAACCUGUGGAGAGUCAGGAAAUUGAUACUCGGGAUACGCGAGAUACUCCCGACGUCCGGAGUUCUACUGAGGAGCCAGAGAGGAUACAAGAACCUGAGGCUGUUACCGGAGAUAAGCGAGGCACGCCCAACGAUCUUCCUUCUGUGCCUUCCAAGGAGAAAAGACCACCCCUCAAGCUGAACGGAGAUCAAGAAGAAGUGGUGUUCGAGUUUGUAGAAUCCCACCCGGAACUUUACAGCAAGGGGCACCAACAUUUCAUGAAGACUGGACACAAACAGGCAUUGUUGCAAUUGCUUGCCAACACAUUGAAUGCCACUGACUUUGCAGAUGGUGGGUAGCACAUUUUUAUAUUUAUAUUUUUCCUAAUCUUUUCUUAUAAAAAACUGACGUUCAUUUCUUAUGAACAUCAACAAAUGUUACGUCAAACUGCUUAGCAGACAGUACAAAUCUGCGCUGGGCCAAUGCGAACGUUUCUCGAUGACGCAAUAUAUAUUUCGUCUUGUCUACAGAAUGGCCGAAAAACUGAAUUUAAAAGUAAAAUGCAUAAAAAUGCGCAAUUUAUACCACAGAUUUGCUAACUAAUGCAAUGAAAAUAUAAUUUAAAUGCAAUAUAUAAAAUGGAUUUUUCCCGGUCUUCAUGGUAAAUGAACAGUUCAUUGCUAGCGCGAUUCAUGUACAUGUAUUUGCCGAUCCAGAUCUGUUGUUCAUUUCGCAUGAAUACCGAAAAAAUUCUAUUUAAUUUUUUAAGUAUUUAUAAUUAGCGAUAUUAUCAUACUAGAAUUGAAAUUAAUUUAUAUAACAGUAAAGUUUUUGUGUAAUCGGCUCUCGUUUCAUAUCAUGUUUUUGAGAAUGUAUUCACACAUAUUUCUUGUUUCAUUUUUCAGGUUCAAAUGCGAAUGGAUCCCGUAUAAUGACGUGGUGGAACAGCCAGAGGUCGACUUAUGACAGACUUACCCAAAGUGUGUCUGGCCAGGGCGCCAAACGGCUGACACCUCAUGAAGAGCGUUUGCAGGAACGUCUGACAUUUCUCAGCGGUCAUGUGUACAGAGUGCCCAAACGAGCCGGGGUUAAUCUCAUGCAACGACUUCGUGAAAAGCAUCCCGAUAGAUUCAACGAACCCGCAUCUCAGGAUAUGCAGCAACGGGAUUCAGACACCGAUUCCGAGCAUGAGCAGACCACUCCUACAGUCACGCAGACAGAAGAAAACGUCCGUAACUGCAACCAGACGGCCGUCAGCUCCACCUCUAGGAAGCAGAAACUCUCUCAUCUUCUUCUGGAGAAAAUCGAGAAGAGAAUGGCCGCCAACCAGCAGCAAAUGAGCCAGAUUAUCCAGCAGGAGGACAACCCACGAGCGGCUUUUGGUCGCAUGGUAGGGCUUUCGGCGGCACAGAUGGACGACGAAGCAUUUGAGGGACUACAGUUGGAUGUCACUAAUUUACUGGUGAAGUAUAAGCGGGAGUCCAGGGCCAGGGCUCAGGCUGCAUUGUGAGCCAGGCCCAACCACGUCAGCCGCACAUGUCCCAGACGCAGCCAGGUGCCAGCAACUAUCAGACCGUUGGGGACGUACAAUUAGCAUCAGCCAUUGCCGUACAACAGAACCAGCGGUGUCCCGAUGGCUUCCUUCAUAACUGGCAGCGCCAGUACCAGCAGCAGGCAGAUACUCAACAGACAGACCAGCCGCAGC
Messenger RNA from Mercenaria mercenaria, 1866 nucleotides. RefSeq lists its product as uncharacterized. The transcript has 3 exons. NCBI's taxonomy places the organism in Eukaryota, Metazoa, Mollusca, Bivalvia, Venerida, Veneridae. The record is from RefSeq and is a predicted model, not a curated record. Bases 1093 to 1671 code for a protein of 192 amino acids.